GCUGUUAUCAAAAUGUCAAAAUCAGAAUGUACUCAUUUCAUUCAGAAUUUAUUUUAUUAUUACUACUGUGCAACCAAUACUGUGCGGCGCUAAAAGGAAGAAUCGUUGGAGGUAAAGUGUGUACCAACGAGAAACACGAGUUUGCAGUUGCCCUAGCAGAUAAAACUUUUAUCGUCAAGUGUGGUGGAAGUCUUUUGGAAGCCAGAUGGGUGCUAACAGCUGCCCACUGUUGCAAUACCAUGGUCCGCCUGCGAUACGCCAUGGCCGGUAUUUCCACCAAUCCGGUGGAAGAAUAUAUUUCAAAUUCCGUGACGGUGACUACAAUUGAGGCUUGCAUCACACAUCCAGAUUUCCAGCAGGAUGAUCUGCUCAACGAUAUUGCACUAAUCAGACUUGAAAAACCUAUUAAAGAGACAGCCACAAUUUCAUACGUCCAGUUGCCUACCACCAAGCUAGAUGACGAUAUACACAAGUGGUGUACGCAAGCCAUAGUUAUGGGAUGGGGUUGGCUAGACUAUCACACAAGAAAAAGACCUUCCAGACUUCAGUGUGUCACUCUAGAUGUAGUUUCUAGUAAAGAUUGUUUACAUUACUAUCACAGUAGAAGAAAUCCAGAUACUGUGAGUAUAAGGUUCAAAAUCAGACUUCGAUAAACUAAGACUGUUGUGUCUUUAGAUCGUCUACACCACCAGAGCAGUGAACCAGCUUAUUAUACAUAGACAUAUAGGGCAAAUCAUAUGAUUUACUUGGUUGACAUACGAGGUCUGCAAAUUAAGUGGUAGUGUGCACGUCAGGCGAGGGAAAAGAUGCAUGCAGAGGUGACUCAGGAGGCCCUAUGAUCUGCAACGGCAUUCAAUAUGGAGUCGUUUCAUUUGGUAUGAAAUGCGCUACUAAAUACCCAGGAGUUUAUGCCAGAGUAGACAACUAUUUGAAUUUCAUAGAUAACACAAGAGCAGAUUACAGAGCGUGUAGCAUGACCAUUCAGGCUGUUUCGACCAUUGUAUUGAUAUGUGUGUUGACUGCAGCCCAAUGCAGGAAAGUGGACAUAGUGGUAGCUGGUAUAUCUAUCCAAGCUUUGGACUCUUUAGAAAACGUACACGUGCGCAACAUAAAUUACACACUUUCCCAUCCUUUAUACGAAACUGAUGGAAUGAACUAUGAUAUCCAAUUGAUUAGAUUGGACGAACCAAUUCCAGAAAGCGACAACGUCAAAUAUGUUCAGUUACCUACAGAACGUUAUGAAGAUAUAAAUGAAAGAUGCGAAAGCCCUAUGAUUCUAGGAUGGGGUAUAAUGGCCAAAUCUAGCUGCAGAAAGAAACCUCCGAGGUUAAGCUGUGUAGUACCCCCUUUUAUACCACUAGAGAGGUGUCAAAUGAAGUACAAUGAUAGCAGUAUAAUAAAGUCAAUGUGUACAUCCAAUAAAGGCGAAGAUGAAACCUGCUUAUCAGAUUCUGGCAGCCCUGUAAUGUGUGGUGACAUACAGUUCGGCAUCGUCUCCUGGGGAGUGGGCAACCAUCCCAUGGUCCACACAAGAGUUGAUGAAUAUCUUGAAUUCAUCAGCCAGGUGACGGGUUUAGAGUUGAGUUUAGAAGCCAGAAGCCUUGCAUCAAGAAAAGUUGUUCACUGUUUCUUGUAUAUGAGUAUACUUGCCAUGUUCAUUAUGAAAUAAAUGCAUUAUAUAUAUAUAAAAUAAGUACCACGACCAACUUAAGGAGAAGGUAGGCUUUGGACACCCUGUUUAUUAUAAACA
This is a messenger RNA of Acanthoscelides obtectus, 1750 nucleotides long. The record is from the annotation of a GenBank genome assembly. NCBI's taxonomy places the organism in Eukaryota, Metazoa, Arthropoda, Insecta, Coleoptera, Chrysomelidae.